GUUUUAUUCUACUAAAAAUUAGCUAAAAUGAUAAUGGAUAAUUCAAAAACCACCAGCAAAACAACUCUUCUCAAGCUGAUGUUGCUGCGAGCAUGGAAAGAGCGCUGGACCGACUGCCAGUGGGGAAUAAAUGUAAAAACGGUUCUCACACGCGGCGUCAGCGGUGAUGUGUACAAUUUAGCGGAUGCAAUUAUUCAGCAGGCUGUAGUAGGUUCUGGCGCCAAUAAGCUUUUCCUCUCGUACUUAAAACAUUCCCUGUGCGCGCAUUUGAUUUCACACGCAGCCGUUCUGAACCGGAUCGGCAAGUAUGAACAUUUCGACAAACACCACUGCCUGAUAGCUUUGCUCGAUUUUCUGCAGUCCAUCAUUGAGGGUGUAACCUGCCGAAGCAAGCAAGAAGAAGCGCUUCUGACCAAGGCGAUCAUAUCGCUUGUACAUUGGUUACUGCAGAUCUACGAGAGCGUACUCAAAACGUACGCCGAGAGUCGUGUUCUGUCCUGCGAGGAAGAGGAAGUGGUGCAGAAGGUGGCGAUUGUGUUAGAACGCAUCGCCGAGAGCCCUUUCCUGCUCGGCGUAAUCUCGAUAUCAAAGUGCGAAGACCUGGAACUGUUCAUGACGCUGCAGAAACGGUUCAACGGAAUUAAUAAUCUUACCCUGACGACCGGCUACGUGGCGCAGGUAGGCAACGCGAACCAAAAGAACGUCACCGUUACCGAUUACAUGCAAAAGCUGGUUCAACUGGAGGUAGACAUAUUGGAGAUGAAGCUGUUCGAUGGAGGCAAAGUGGAACCGAUCACGUACAGCAUGCAACCGUUGAUCGCCAUUGAGGUACUGCUGAAUCCUAUGUGCGACACGGCCAUGUACGUGGCGCAAUUUAUCAACCUGAAGCGCCUCAAGGGCUACUCGUACGCGCGCCUUUACUGCGAGAUCAUGCGUGGUUGUUUUAUUUCGCUGAACAACGUGGAAGGAACUUCAAAGGAAUCGUUGUUGUGUGCCUUUGCGUUCAUCAAAGUACCGCACAUUUUGCGCCAGAUUCAUGCGAAAGUGAACGGCAAGGAGCAGAAGGAUGAGGUGACCAAUGCGACAUACAGCGUGGAGAUAGUCGAGGCGUUCGAGAUGCUGUUGCAGGAUUCGCCCGUGCUUGAUUACAUGGACAUGAAGUGUGCCUGCAACGUCGUCGAGUGUCUACUGAAGGAAAUGGCGAAGCAUAAUCUCGUUACGGAGACACACGUAAAACACUUUGUAGCCCUCCGAGAGCCGGUGACGCUUGGUUUGCAGAAACUGGAAGCGGCCAACACUCAACUUACACUGAUGGUGAAGUUUGUAUUCCGCGUGGAGUCCCCUUUGGCGGGAAUGUUGAAAGCACUCAGUGCGGAUUACAGUAAGGUACAAGAUGCGUUGCUCGCCAUGCUGUGCCAGGUGUUAACCGGAAACAGCCUUGACCUGGUGCUUUCCGUGGCAUCAGUGGAAGGAAAGUUCAAGGCGUUCAUCGCGGGACUGCUCAAGUGCAACGAUUACGCCAAACAAGCAACCAGCGUUGAGAUGGGCAAAGCGAGUGCGACCCGUGGUGCGCUGUUCGACGUGACCUUCAUGAUACUGGCCUGUAUUGCCCAGAGCUACGGGUCGGACGUAAUACUGGCGGAGGGUGGCAACAGUUUCUUUGAGAAGUGGGUGCGCGAUUUUAUGGUGGAAAAGAAGAAAACCAAAUGCCCUAUGAACAUGGUCAAGCAGGCAGAUCCGAUGGUUCUGGAAGAGCUGAUUAUGGCACUCAACAACUCGGAAGGCGGUGGUGGCUUAAAAGCAUCCAAUCUGCGCUGGGAAGACGUGUGCUUCACAAUUCCCGCCUUACUCCACCAGGUACUAAUGGCGUGGGUAAACGAAACCCUCUCGCCGGUGGAAAUCAAAAAGAUGCUCGAUGGGCUGAAGACGUACUUCUGCUCGUUUGCCGUGUGCGCCUCGUCGUGGCUGUGCGCUUAUAUGCACGCCGCAGGACCCGACGAACAGUUGAAACCGAUGAACAUGGUUCAGCAGCUAUGCAGUGCUCCAUCCGGACCGCAGGCCGAAGAGUGGCAGCAGCAGGACUACUGCAAGGAGCGAUUCGGACUAAUGGGACAGCUCAUCCGCCGAAUGCAGCAAGAGUUCCAAAGAUCGCCCCAGGUCAAUCCGAAGCUACGUGCCCUGUUCCCGAACCAAUUGCAUAUGGUGUCCCACCUGCCGGUAGAGGAACAGUUCGAGGAAGCGUGGAAAGCGAUCGCUGAGCGGGGUUGGUUGCCGAUCGAGACCAUCUUCCUGCUCGAUACUCUGCUGCAGUCCUGUGGACCGGUCUGGUUGAUGGAAAAGCUCAUCGCCAAGCUUUUCGUGUGCAAGUACAUACGUGAUCUGAACAAAACGAUGGACAUCGUUUUUGCAAUCAUGCACCUGGACAUCGAGCGAUGCACCAUAGCUCUCUUGUCACAGAUCGUUCCGAAGAUGAUGCUUAACAGCAAGCAAACACCCGAGAUUGUCGAUCCACAGUCGCGCGUUCUGGCUAAACUGUGUGUCUAUGCGAUCAUCGUCACCAUGGAAGUAUCUCUAACGGCGUCGAAGAAACGCACCCGAGGAGCCGCAACCGGCCUGGACGCAGAAGACCCGCUCGAUUCGCUCUGUUCCAGCGCGAAGAUCCGUAAACUCGAUAUCGACGGUAUGGGCGUGGGAUGCGAGGGAAGCGGUGGUAUGGGGACUGAUUUUGGACUGGACAGUUCCCUCGAACCGGUGGCUGGGUUUACCGAGACAGUAACUCCAGUAGCUCCCAGCUUGAAGGAACCGCUGCAGGGUUGCUUGCAGACACUGUUCCGCACCUUCACGCAGUACAUCUCGACAGACGAGCUGUCUCCAAAGGUGUACUUUGUGUUCCAGUUUCUGUCCCAGCUGGUCGAGAGUGGGCGCGAGCAAGUCAUGACCGUGCUGAAACUCGUCCCGAAUGGGUUGGUGCAGAACCUGUUGAAAAUCAAUGCGACCGACGAGAUGACCGUGGGUUUCAUUUUAAGACUAUACGAUCUCAGCACUGGUAGUGGUCGUCAGUUUGCGAUGUCGGACAUUUGCCUCCUACGGAAUAUUCAAAUGCGUAAGGACAGUAUUAAGUUGUAACACAACGGAAUAUUUGCAUCGACAAGCUAUGCGUGUGUGUUUCUGUGCUGGUAAAACAACAAUAAAUCGAUUAAGAACUAUAUCUGA
Messenger RNA from Anopheles coustani, 3213 nucleotides. It is a transcript of the gene MED24, whose product is annotated as mediator of RNA polymerase II transcription subunit 24. The transcript has 5 exons. Gene Ontology annotation, molecular function: transcription coregulator activity. Lineage: Eukaryota; Metazoa; Arthropoda; Insecta; Diptera; Culicidae. Bases 28 to 3126 code for a protein of 1032 amino acids. The record is from RefSeq and is a predicted model, not a curated record. Gene Ontology annotation, cellular component: mediator complex.